GCUGCGGGCAUGCACGGCACUACCGGUGUAGUUAUCGUGGGCGUAUGCUGACAGACGCUUGCAUUAUAUAUAUAACGGGAUUAAAUACUUGUAUGCCUUAAAAAUGGAUGAAAGCAUUAAACACGGUGUUAUAGGAAUAAUUCUAGCGUUUACGUUGGGAGCUGCUUACAUUUUCGAGAGGAAAUUGAAUGAUGUUUACAGGGAAGGACUCGCACGUGAAAGGGAUUUGUCGUUCCUUAAACACAGAAAUGAAGACUUCAAAGUGAAAGUAGAAAGUUUGGAAGGUGAACUGUCUUCCUUAAAGACAGCAACGAGAGAAUUAGCUGAUGAAAUAAAAAGAAUGAAUAGCACUCCGCCAGCUCCAAUCAAAUUUUACCCAAACUGUAUGGAGAUUUUGAAAUAUGAACCAGACAUCAAAUGGAAAGAUGGUGUAUAUCAAAUAUAUGUGAAUUAUCAACUUAAGUCAGUAUACUGCGACAUGAGUACUGAUGGAGGAGGAUGGACGGUUAUCCAACGGAGGAAAGAUGGGUCAACCGAUUUUUUCCGGCCAUGGAGAGAUUAUAAACAAGGAUUCGGCGAUCCGUCUAAGGAAUACUGGAUUGGAAAUGAUGCAAUCCAUGAUUUGACGAAAACGACGCGCCAGGAACUCCGGGUUGACCUUCAAAGAUUUGAUGGGGACAAAGCGUAUGCCCUGUAUUCUAGAUUUGAGGUCGGUGAUGAAAUCAGCGGAUAUAAACUCUCGGUGGGGGGUUAUUCCGGAACCGCUGGUGACGGUUUGGCUUAUCAUAAUGGAAUGCAAUUCUCUACACACGACCACGAUAACGACUUGUUUGACCACGGUAACUGUGCAGAAGUGUUUCAAGCAGGCUGGUGGUACGGAGCGUGUUAUCACUCAAACCUGAAUGGAAGGUUCGCUAUGGCUGUUGAAGGACUCAUUGAAUGGGUAGUUUGGAAAGCUGAUGAAUCGCUGAAAGGGACAAUGAUGAUGAUAAGGCCCAAAGUUGUUGCCAAUCAGGAUGUUGACAUUAUACACGAUAAUGCGUACUUACAAGUAAAUUAUCCCAUUUCAGGCUUUAGAUUCCACGAUGCUCUUAUGCAGGUGGCUAAUGGCGAUGUCUGGACAACGUGUGGAUUCUACAAGGGACCAGGGGAAGACUUUCAGAUAAUAUUUACCAUUUGUAAUGACGUAGUGCGGGGAGACACCUUAAUGAUAGCAAUCCAGUCUAAUAAUUCAAAUGAGUCUAUACAAUUAUUGUGGGCGUAUGCUGACAGACGCUUGCAUUAUAUAUAUAACGGGAUUAAAUGGUUGUAUGCCUUAAAAAUGGAUGAAAGCAUUAAACACGGUGUUAUAGGAAUAAUUCUAGCGUUUACGUUGGGAGCUGCUUACAUUUUCGAGAGGAGAUUGAAUGAUGUUUACAGGGAAGGACUCGCACGUGACAGGGAUUUGUCGUUCCUUAAACACAGAAAUGAAGACUUCAAAGUGAAAGUAGAAAGUUUGGAAAGUGAACUGUCUUCCUUAAAGACAGUAAUGAGAGAAUUAGCUGAUGAAAUAAAAAGAGUGAAUAGCACUCCGCCAGCUCCAAUCAAAUUUUACCCAAACUGUAUGGAGAUUUUGAAAUAUGAACCAGACAUCAAAAGGAAAGAUGGGGUAUAUCAAAUAUAUGUGAAUUAUCAUCUUAAGUCAGUAUACUGCGACAUGAGUACCGAUGGAGGAGGAUGGACGGUUAUCCAACGGAGGAAAGAUGGGUCAACCGAUUUUUUCCAGCCAUGGAGAGAUUAUAAACAAGGAUUCGGCGAUCCGUCUAAGGAAUAUUGGAUUGGAAAUGAUGCAAUCCAUGAUUUGACGAAAACGACGCGCCAGGAACUCCGGGUUGACCUCCAAAGAUUUGACGGGGACAAAGCGUAUGCCCUGUAUUCUAGAUUUGAGGUCGGUGAUGAGAUCAGCGGAUACAAACUCUCGGUGGGGGGUUAUUCCGGAACAGCUGGUGACGGUUUGGCUUAUCAUAAUGGAAUGAAAUUCUCUACACACGACCACGAUAACGACUUGUUUGACCACGGUAACUGUGCAGAAGGGUAUCAAGCAGCCUGGUGGUACGGAGUGUGUUAUCUCUCAAACCUGAAUGGAAGGUACACCGGGUUCGCUAUGGCUGUUGAAGGACUCAUUGAAUGGAGAGUUUGGAAAACUGGUAAAGCUCUUAAAGGGAAAAUGAUGAUGAUAAGGCCCAAAGGUUAAGAUCAAUGAAAUGCAAGAACUGACAUAUUUGUGUUUCUAUAUAUUUAACCUCUACAUGUUUAUGCCUAUAUUAUGUAAUAUACAUUCUCUCAUAAUUUAAUUUGGAAGCAUUGCCUAUAAAUAGAUGCGAGAUUAUGUAUAUACCGGAUAAUUGUCUAUAAAUAGAUAUGUGAUUCUGCAUAAACAUGGUAAUCGUUUAUAAUUAGAUUCUGUAUUUAUAGGGUAAUUGUCUAUGAUUGGAUAUGAAAUUCUGUAUUUAACGGACUCUGGCCUAAAAUGUUUUUGUCCAAACUAUUUUUUUCUAAUAUAAAAUCAAUCUUUAGUGCGAUUUGAAAAGAAAUGGUGGCUUUGAUAUCAAAAUCAAUGAAUAUGAGUUAAUUUAUUUGAAAAGUUGUUGAUAAUCACAUUGGUAACGAGAUUUAAAGGAUAUGGUUUAAAAUAUCCAUUCACAAAAAGGACCAGCGAAAGGUGGUAUGGAAACAUCAACAUACUAUCGAUUAUACUUGUUGCAACUUUUCUCCAUUUUGCAAUUUGUUUUUAAGGGAAUUAUAAAUGCGCCUGAAAUGGGUAUCUAUGCCAUUACGUAUUUGGAUCCGAUCAUUAUUAACACAUAAUAUGAAUAAACAUGAGGAAAUUGAA
Molecule: messenger RNA, 2872 nt
Organism: Ostrea edulis (European flat oyster)
Lineage: Eukaryota; Metazoa; Mollusca; Bivalvia; Ostreida; Ostreidae
Exons: 12
Coding region: 104-2233 (709 amino acids)
Source: RefSeq, a predicted model, not a curated record